Molecule: messenger RNA, 2099 nt
Organism: Erinaceus europaeus (western European hedgehog)
Lineage: Eukaryota; Metazoa; Chordata; Mammalia; Eulipotyphla; Erinaceidae
Gene: ALB
Product: albumin
Exons: 15
Coding region: 79-1905 (608 amino acids)
Biological process (GO): transport
Cellular component (GO): cytoplasm; blood microparticle
Source: RefSeq, a predicted model, not a curated record
UAGAGAAGUAUAUUAGUGCUGAUUUUCCUCUAGUCAUUCUACCUUUCCUCUUCUCUCAACCCCACAGCCAUUGGCAAAAUGAAGUGGGUCACCUUCCUUUCCCUUCUCUUUCUCAUCAGCUCUGCUUAUUCCAGGGGUGUGAUUCGUCGAGAUGCACAUAAGAGUGAGAUUGCUCACCGGUUCAGUGAUUUGGGAGAACAAAAUUUCAAAGCCCUAGUGCUGAUCACCUUUUCCCAGUUUCUCCAGAAGUGCCCAUAUGAAGAACAUGUAAAAUUAGUGAAGGAAGUGACUGACUUUGCAAAAGGAUGUGUUGCUGAUGAGUCAGCUGAAAACUGUGAAAAGUCAAUUCAUACUCUCUUUGGAGAAAAACUGUGUAAAAUGCCAUCUCUUCGUGAGAUGUAUGGUGAGAUGGCUGACUGCUGUGCUAAACAAGAUCCUGAGAGAAUAGACUGCUUCGUGCAACACAAAGAUGACAGCCCCAACCUCCCUCCCGUGGUGAGGCCAGACCCUGAGGUUAUGUGCACUGCCUUCCAGGAGGAUCAACUGAAGUUUGCAGGAAGUUAUUUAUAUGAAGUUGCCAGAAGACAUCCUUACUUUUAUGCUCCAGAGCUCCUCUACUUUGCUGCAAAAUACAAAGACGUUUUAGCAGAAUGCUGCCAAGCUGCUGACAAGGGUGCCUGCCUGACACCAAAGAUGGAUGAAUUGAAGGGAAAAGCACUGGUUUCAGCUGCCCAGCAGAGAUUCAAGUGUGCCGGCCUCCAGAAAUUCGGAGAAAGAGCUUUCAAAGCAUAUGCUGUAGCCCGCAUGAGCCAGAAAUUCCCUGCUGCUGACUUUAUGGAGAUUUCCAAGAUAGUGACUGAUCUUACCAAAAUCCACAAAGAGUGCUGUCAUGGUGACCUGCUUGAAUGCGCAGAUGACAGGGCUGAUCUUGCCAAGUAUAUUUGUGAAAAUCAAGACACAAUCUCCAGUAAACUGAAGACAUGCUGUGAUAAGCCAUUGUUGGAAAAAUCCCAUUGCAUUGCUGAAGUAGAAAGAGAUGAUUUGCCUGCUGACUUACCCUCAUUAGCUGCUGACUUUGCUGAAGAUAAGGAUGUCUGCAAAAACUAUCAAGAAGCAAAAGAUGUUUUCCUGGGCACGUUUUUGUAUGAAUUUUCAAGAAGGCAUCCUGAAUACUCCCCGACAAUGAUACUGAGAUAUGCCAAGGGUUAUGAAGCCACACUGGAGAAGUGCUGUGCUGGUGCUGACCCUCACUCCUGCUACUCCAAAGUGUUUGAUGAUCUUAAACCACUUGUGGAGGAGCCUCAGAAAUUAGUGAAGGAGAACUGUGAACUUUUCAGCACUGUUGGAGAAUAUCAGUUCCAAAAUGCCCUCUUGGUUCGUUAUACCAAGAAAAUUCCCCAAGUGUCAACUCCAACUCUUGUGGAUACCGUAAGAAAACUAGGAAGAGUGGGCACCAGGUGUUGUGGUCUUCCUGAAUCUGAGAGACUGCUCUGUGUUGAGGACUAUUUGUCUCUGGUUCUGAACCACUUGUGUGUGUUGCACGAGAAGACACCAGUGAGUGACAAAGUUACCAAGUGCUGCAGUGAAUCCUUGGUGAACAGACGGCCAUGCUUCUCUGCUCUGGAAGCUGAUGAGACAUACGUGCCCAAAGACUUCAGCGCUGAAACAUUCACCUUCCAUGCAGAUAUCUGCACCCUUCCUGACACUGAGAAAGAAAUCAAGAAACAGACCACACUUGUUGAGCUCUUGAAACACAAGCCCAAGGCAACAGAUGCACAGCUGAAAACUGUUAUGGGGGAUUUCACAGCUUUUCUAACGAAGUGCUGUGCAGAAGCUGACAAAGAGGCCUGCUUUGCCACAGAGGGUCCAAAACUUGUUGCUACAUGUCAAGCUGCCUUAGCCUAAUAUCAGUACAACCCCAAGUAUCUCAGCCAUCCCUGAGGACAAAAGAAAGGCACAUGAAGACCCAGAGCUAACUCACCUGUUUUUCCUUCCUGUUGGUGUAGACAGAUAUCCUGUCUCACAAUUCCCAAAUCUUUAACAUCUUACAUUCUUUCUCUGUGAUGCAAUUAAUAAAAAUAAAAAAGAGUAUAAUAUAA